Herpailurus yagouaroundi (jaguarundi) is the source of this 3456-nucleotide messenger RNA. It is a transcript of the gene AOPEP, whose product is annotated as aminopeptidase O (putative). The transcript is spliced from 8 exons. Lineage: Eukaryota; Metazoa; Chordata; Mammalia; Carnivora; Felidae. Bases 233 to 1888 code for a protein of 551 amino acids. The record is from RefSeq and is a predicted model, not a curated record. Gene Ontology annotation, molecular function: zinc ion binding; metalloaminopeptidase activity. Gene Ontology annotation, cellular component: nucleolus.
CCCGGGCGCGCGUGGAUGACGUCACUCGACGCGGCCGGGGUAGCCCGUGGUAACCCAGAGUCUGCGGAAGUGGAGACCGGUGGGCAGGCGACUGACACAGGGGACUGAAAGAGCCAUAAUUGUGACAUCAGGUGUUUUUUUGGUAAGCGGCCAUUUAUGAUUCUGGAAGAUUAAGGCAGCUAGGAAGCCCCUUCUGAGAUUUUAACAAAGCUCUCGAACAACAACCAACGCCAUGGACACAAAACUGGACCCUUCCCGGGAUGACCUACCUCUCAUGGCCAACACUAGCCACAUACUUGUGAAGCACUAUGUACUGGAUUUAGAUGUGGACUUUGAAAGUCAAAUCAUCGAGGGCACCAUAGUGCUUUUCUUUGAGUCUGGAAAGAAACAGAGUGGGUCCACCAAGGAACCCUGCCGAACAGAGUCAAACGAAGCCUGCAGAUUUAGGAUGCCUGAACCCUGCCAUAGCCCUGUGACAGAUACGAGGACCUUCUCCUCUAAAACAAGAUCUAAUGAUUUUACAAUCUGUGGUAAAGGUGAAAAAGAUACUUCUGGUAAAGAUGGUAACCAUGACAACCGGGAACAGGCUUCUGGGAUUUCUAGCUCAAAGUACUGCUGUGACACAGGGAAUCAUGGGAGUGAGGAUUUUUUGCUAGUGUUGGACUGCUGUGAUUUAUCUGUGUUAAAGGUUGAGGAGGUGGAUGUUGCUGCUGUGCCAGGUAUUGAAAAAUUGACAAGGUCUCCCAAGCUCACAGUUGUUUCUGAGGAGCUCAGGAAUCAGAUUGUGUGUGAACUUGUGACUCUGCCUGCAGAUCGUUGGAGGGAGCAGUUAGACUAUUAUGCUCGUUGCAGCCAGGCUCCUGGCUGUGGGGAACUCCUGUUUGACACUGACACUUGGAGCUUGCAGAUCAGGAAGACAGGGGCUCAGACAGCUACUGACUUUCCUCACGCCAUAAGGAUACGGUACAGCACCAAACCCCAGGGGCGAUCAGUUACCUGGACCUCAGACCAGAGUGGCAGGCCAUGUGUUUAUACUAUGGGAUCUCCCAUAAACAACAGGGCCCUUUUUCCCUGCCAGGAGCCACCCGUUGCCAUGUCAACAUGGCAAGCUACAGUUCGAGCAGCUGCAUCUUUUGUUGUUUUAAUGAGUGGGGAAAAUUCUGCCAAGCCAACACAGCUUCGGGAAGGGUGCUCAAGCUGGCAUUACUAUGUAACCAUGCCGAUGCCGGCCUCCACCUUCACAAUCGCAGUGGGAUCCUGGACAGAAAUGAAGCCAGAGACCUGCUCAUCCAAUGAUCUGGCAGCAGAGAGAUCUCUGUCACCUUCCGAGGCCGACUUCAGGUAUGUUGGCAUUUGUGGUCACAUGGAAUACCCCUGCCGCUUCCAGAAUCCUUCUGCCACCACCCAGGAAAUUAUUCCUCAUCGGGUCUUUGCCCCACUGUGCCUCAAGGGUGCCUGUCAAGAGACCCUUCUGCAACUGGUCCCUCCUUGCCUCUCAGCAGCGCACCGUGUCCUGGGAACACACCCGUUCUCCAGGCUGGACAUACUCAUCGUCCCUGGCAAUUUUCCGAGUCUGGGGAUGGCCAGCCCACACAUCAUCUUCCUCUCUCAGAGCGUCUUGACGGGAAACAGCCAUCUCUGUGGGACCCGUCUCUGCCAUGAAAUCGCUCACGCCUGGUUUGGGCUAGCCAUCGGGGCCCGGGACUGGACGGAGGAGUGGCUGAGCGAAGGGUUCGCCACUCACUUGGAAGAUGUGUUCUGGGCCAAAGCACAGCAGCUGGACCCCCACGAGGCCCAGGAGCAGCAGGAGCUGAAGGCUUGUCUACGCUGGUGUCGUCUCCAGGAUGAGGUGCGGAACUCCCCGGAGGAGAUGCAGGUGUUGAGGUAGAAGAACCUCAGGCAACCAGAGAGCCACAUCUGACAGAGUCAUGGAGAGCAGGACAAGAGCUAAUGUGCACACAGAUAAUAAAAAGGCCCCACAGAAUGUGAGUGGGGCAUGGGCACUGCUGACUAUACCUCCUCUCUGUGCUGGAGGCUCACACAUCCCCAGGCCAGCCCCAUUCUCUCUUAAAGAUCACAUGUGACUGCUUAGCUGCCCACUUGACAUCCUCUUUUCCUGCUGGCCCUACAGCCGUCUCACACUGGUAACCCUGUCCCAUGGGCCCCAUCUGCUCACCUCCUAUGGUGGUGAGCCCAUCAGUGGUGGCUCAGGUUCUCACGUUCAUCCCAGGUUGAAAAUGGGGGUCUUCCAAUUCUCCCUCCUCUCUCCUCCUUGCCCUGGGAGGGUUUAAGUCAUCACUAUGAACUUCUCUCACAAGUGUUCUCAGUUGGGCCCUUCUCCACUCCUAAUACUGCUGUCUCCCUGGUUAGAACUUAACUCACUGGCACCAAUCCAACAGCUCCCGAAUUGUCUCUAGUCAUCAAGUCCACCUUCCUCACUGCCACCGUGGAGCUUUCCCUGAAACACCUUCUAAUUCCGCCACCUCCUUACUUAAAACUCUCCAAAAGCUUCCCUUCACCUCCUGGAAAAACUUCCAAGUUCCUUAAUACAGCAGGCACAGCCCUGCACGCCACCACUCCUACCUGUUUUUUACAGUCCCUUCUCUUGCCAUUUUUUGCUUCACCCCAGCCCCCUCACUGAGGUCAUAUAGAACCCUACAGUAUUAGUUUGCCAGAGCUGCCAUAACAAAAUAUCACAGACUGGUAUGUGGAAAUUUAUUUCUUAUGCUUCUGGAGGCUAGAAGUCCAAGAUCAAAGUGUUAGCAGGUGUGGCUUCUUCUGCAACCUCUCCUCUCUGAGCCCACACAUGGUCUUUCCUUUGUGUGCCUGCAUUCCUGGUGUCUCUCUGUGUGUCCUAAUCUCCUCUCCUUGUAAAGGGUACCAACCAAAUGCCUCAUUUUAACUUAACUAGCCCUUUAAAGGCCCUGUGUCUAAAUCUAGUUGCAUUCUGAAGUAGGGCGGGUUAGGGCUUCAACAUAAAAAUUUUGGAGAAAUGUAAUGCAGCCCAUAACAUCUACUGUCUGCCUGUUCUUUCUUAACCUCCUUGCCUUGUUUUCAUGUGGUCUCUAUUAGAAUGUCCUCCCCUUAUUGCAUGACCCCAAAUCAUCAUGAUUCAACACAGGUAUCACCACAUUCCAAAAGUCUCAGGCUCUCUCCUGACAAUAUAAGCAUGUGACCCUCAUCUGUACCCCCUAAAUGCUCUGGUUGUAUCUCCAUCCCUCAUCUUACUACAUUAUUUGAUAAUUAAAUUCAGAAUGAGCCAUGUUAUAUUGCCAAUUAUCGACCCUUUUUAACCUACAAACACAUUAGUUUCAUAUGGUCCAACCUAAUGCAACUUUCUUCUGAGUCAUGAGCCUUGUGAAUCCAGGGACUUCUUCACCUCUGUAUACCACAGGGUUUGGCACUAAAUGGAUACUCAAUAAAUGUUGAAGAAAUGAAUGUCCUAGACAACAAUGA